This is a messenger RNA of Microtus oregoni (creeping vole), 5083 nucleotides long. RefSeq names its product zinc finger protein 791-like. NCBI's taxonomy places the organism in Eukaryota, Metazoa, Chordata, Mammalia, Rodentia, Cricetidae. Gene Ontology annotation, cellular component: nucleus. Gene Ontology annotation, biological process: regulation of transcription by RNA polymerase II. Gene Ontology annotation, molecular function: RNA polymerase II cis-regulatory region sequence-specific DNA binding; DNA-binding transcription activator activity, RNA polymerase II-specific. The transcript is spliced from 5 exons. The record is from RefSeq and is a predicted model, not a curated record. The coding region runs from base 107 to 2566 and encodes 819 amino acids.
UGCUGUGCUGUGGGUUCUCUGUGGCCGAGGGAGGUGCGAGUGUGCUGCGCUGUGUGAGCCGGUACCGGAGCUGUGGGGAGAGCGUGGGCGAGCUCGGAACCGCACCAUGGAUCUUUUGGCCUUCGAGGAUGUGGCAGUGAAGUUCAGCCAGGAUGAAUGGAUAUUGCUGGGUCCUUCUCAGAAGAAGCUGUACAGAGAUGUGAUGCUGGAAACCUGCAGUAACCUUACUUCUCUAGGCAUCAGAUGGGAAGACCAGAAUAUUGAACAGCAGUGUGAACAUUCUUGGAGACAUCUAAGAAGUCACAUGGUAGAUACAAUCUAUGAGCAUAGAGAAGGUGGUUCAUUUGGAAUACAACAGCGACGGCACAGUGGUGAAGAAUCCUAUAAGCCGUCUGGAAUGGCUGUCAUUUGCCCCUGUUCAUUUUCUAUAGAUGGAAGAAUCAACACCGAAGAUAAAUGUUCUGAGUGUUUACAGUGCGGUAAAGCUCUGAGUUCUGGUUCCCGUCAACGUCAUCAAAGAGUUCCUAGUGGCGAAAGCCCCUAUGAAUGUGAACAGUGUGGACAGUCCUUCAGACAGCAAAGUUCAUUUCAUUUACACAAAUUAACUCAUAUUGGAGGGAAACCCUAUAAAUGUAAACAGUGUGGGAAAACCUUCAGAUGUCACAAUUAUCUUCAGUUACAUGAAGUUUUUCAUAUCGAAGAAAACCCCUAUGAAUGUAAACAGUGUGGAAAAACCCUCUGUUCUCCCAGUUCUCUUCGAUUUCAUGAGAGGAUUCAUAAUGGAGAAAAACUUUAUGUAUGUAAACAGUGUGAUAAAGCUUUCAGAUGUCAAAGUUACCUCCGAAUGCACGAAAGAACUCACAGUGGUGAAAAAUGUUACGACUGUAAACAGUGCGGAAAAGCCUUCAGAAGUCACUGCUCCCUUAAAAGACAUACAGUAGCUCAUCCUGGGAAAAAGCCUUAUGCAUGUAAACAGUGUGCUAAGUCCUUCACUUAUCCAUAUUUACUUCAGACACAUGAAAGAUUUCACACUGGCGCAAAACCAUACAAAUGUAAGCUAUGCAGUAAAGCCUUUCUGUGUUCCCCCUUUCUUCAAAGACACAAAAGGACUCAUAUUUGGGGAGAACCCUAUCAGUGUAAACAGUGUGGUAAGGCCUUCAAAAGUCACAGUUCCCUUCGAUUGCAUGCAAGGGCUCAUACUGUCGAAAAACCUUAUAAAUGUAAGAUAUGUAGUAAAGUGUUUCUAUGUCCUUCCUUCCUUCAAAGACAUGAAAGAGCUCACAUUGAGGAAAAACCCUUUGAAUGUAAGCAAUGUAGUAAAGUCUUCAGAGAUUGGAAUACCUUCCAAACACAUGAAAGAUCUCAUAUGGUAGAAAAGCCCUAUAAAUGUAAAAUAUGUAGUAAAGGUUUUUAUUAUCCCUCCUCCCUUGAAAGACAUGAAAAGAUUCAUACUAGAGGAAAACACUAUGUAUGUAAAUAUGCAUGUGAACAAUGUCAUCAGACUUUCGUUUUUCCUUGUUUACUUGAGAGGCAUUUAAGAACUCACACGGUUGAAAAACCCUAUGAAUGUAAGCAGUGUGGUAAGGCAUUUAGGAGUCUCACUUACAUUCACAUACACAAAAGAACUCACACUAAAGAAAGACUGUAUCCAUGUAAACAGUGUGAUAAAAGCCUCAGUUGUCCCAGUGCCCUUCAGUUACAUGAACUAACUCAUGUUAGAGAAAAAUCCUAUGCAUGUCUGCAAGUUGAUAAAACGGCCAGGAAAUUCAGUUAUUUUCAAGUACAUGAAAAACCUCAUACUGAAGAAAAAGCUUAUGACUGUAAGCAGCAAUGUACAAUUCUCAGUUGUUCAAGUUCCCUUCAGCUACACGAAAGGAUCCAUCCUAGAGAGAAACCACAUGAAUGUAAACAAUAUGGCAAUACCUUCACAGCUCUCAGUAGUUUUCGAGUGCAUGAAAUACCUCACAAUCUUGAGAAACCCUCUGAAUGCAAGCAACAUGGUAAAGUGUUCAGUCUUAGUAAUAUAUAUGAAAGGAAGAAAGCUGAAGGAAAUCCCUGCGAAUGUAAGCAGUGUGGCAAGUCCUUUGUUUCUCGGUAUUUACUCCAAAUGCAUGAAAGGGCUCAUUCUGCAGAGAAGCGCUAUGAAUGUAAAGUAUGUGGCAAAUCCUUCAUUUAUCCCUCUUUUCUUCAAAGACAUGAAAGAACGCAUACUGGAGAAAAACCUUAUGAAUGCAAACAAUGUGGUAAGGCCUUCAGAGUUCAGAGCUCCCUUCGAUUACAUGAAAGAACUCAUUCUGAGGAAAAACCUUUUGAAUGUCAACACUGUGGUAAAGCCUUCUGGCGCCUCCCUUCUCUUCAAGUACAUGAAAGAAUCCAUACUGGAGAAAAACCCUUUGAAUGUCAACAAUGUGGCAAAACAUUUAGAUGCCACAGUUCCCUUCAAAGACAUGAAAGAACUCAUAGUCAUGAAAAGCCAUAUGACUGUCAUCAGUGUGGUAAGACCUUUAGAUGUCACCGGUCACUUCAGAGACAUGGAAAGACUCAUGCUGGGGGAAAAGCUCCAUGAGUCUGAACAGUGCAAAAACUUGUGGACUGUCUAAUUUCCUUCUAAUGUUUGAAAGUACUCCUGGGAAGAAAAUCUGGUAGUGUAAGACUAGUGAAAGCUUCAGGGUUUUUGUUGUUGUUGUUGUUUGUUUGUUUUUUUAAUCAUAGACUUCCUGGAGAAAAACCUAUCAGGAAUAUGUGUUAAUAUAUUCAGUUCUAAGCUGAACAUGGCAAUGCAUGCCUUUAAUCCCAGUACCGGAGUGUCAGAGGCAGGCAGAUAUGAGUUCCAGGCUGGACAGGGCUACAAAUGAACAAAAAGAUGUUGGCUUCCAUUUGAAAACUUGAACAUCUCUGGUGGAACACCUUAGGAAUAAAUGUAAUGUUAGGAUACUUCAUUUUUCAUAUGUCCUCUUGAAUACAUGAUAAUGAAAAUAGGGGUAGCUCUUAUAAGAAUGGAUUUUGGAUUGAAACUAGUUUGGAAAGUAAAGUUUGCAACAUUUUAACCGUCAAGAGGACUAUUGGAAGUAAAUUUUAAAUAUAUUGAAAUCCUGAUGCAAGUUAACCUAUAAUGUCCAGAUUUUUAUAAUAUGAAUUUAAUCUUAUAUAGGUUAUGAAUAUAUUGUAUUUACCAGGGAUUUGUAUUUAUUGAUGUUCCUAGAAGGGCUUGAUGGUGCAAGCCUGUAGAACUAGUUACUUAGGUCACUGACGGAGGAGAAUUGCAAGUUCAGGACUUGGCCAAGCAAUUGAUGUACUGUUUUGUCAUCAAAAACUGAAGAGUACUGCAUAUGUUGUUCAUUGGGUAGAAUACUUGAUGGACAUACCUGAAACUGUGAGUUCAGUCUCCAGUAUUCUUAUCAGAAGAAUGAGUUGCCAUUUCUUUUAGGCAUACGUUGAGGUAAAAAUGAAGUAUAGUCUUCCAGCAAUGGAGGUAGUUUGUAAUAAUAUAUACAUUCUUAGACAAUUCCAUAACUGAAGGUCAUUGGGUGUUCUCCUGAUGUCGUGAUAAAGUAUUCCAUCAAAAGAAGCUAGGAAGGGUUUCUUUUGGUUCAGAGGUUGAGCUGUGUCACAGUUUGCCAUGGCACAGAAGUCACGGCAGGAAGAGCUUGUUGGAGCUUGUCACGCUGUGUCUACAGUCAAGCAAGGAGUGAUGAAUACCCACGACUUUCUAGUUUUCUCUCUUUUAUGCAAGUCUAGAACCCAAACCCAGGGAAUAGUGUCACCUUGAGGGUGGGUCUUCCUGUCUCAAGUUAAAUCCCUUACAGACAAGCCCAGAAGCUCAUCUCCCAGGUGAUUUUAGAUUUUCUCAAGAUGAUAAUAUUAACUAUCACAAAUAUAGUAUAGUUUACCGAAAUCUACUCCAAACGUGCAGUAUAAUGUUUUACUGAUUUAGGAAACUGAAAAUAUUUGGUAUAAAUAUAUAAAAGGAUAAUAGUAUAAGGAUAAUGGAGUCUUCAGGACUGGAUACUGCUCUGUGUGUCUGUGGGUUCUAGUUUAGUGAACGUGAAUGUUAAGGACCUUACUAUACAUUAAUAUUACUGCAAUUAACUUUAUAGACACUGUAGACUUAGAUUUUAUUAUGUAUAAAAGAUCAUUUUAUAGUGAAUUAGGUAAUAACUUUUUAACUUUGCAAAGUUACAAUUUUUUGAUGCAUUUUUACUUUCUUAGUCACCAGUUUGCAAAUAAGAAAUUUGUAUACCUUUGGAUUACAUUGGGUUGAGAAGCUUGUUUUUUUUUUUUUUUUUAAAAAAUGCUUUCUAAUUUACUGAAAUGUAUUUUACAGAGAUUGUUUAGUGAAUUUUGGUUUGGGAUUAUCCAAUAGUUUCUGAUAUGGUCGUAAGUGUACCUUUGUCAUUUUGUACUAAUUUAUGUGAAGGGCACUCAACAUUGAUGAUUCAACUCGGGAAAACAGCGAGUCUCUAAAUUUUGCGUUCUCAGAUAUUCAGUUUUUUUUUUUUUGUUUUGUUUUCUUUUUUUCGACAGGGUCUCACUGUGUAGCCCUGACUGGCUGGAACUCAGUAUUGUAUACCAGGCUGACCUUUAAUUCAGUGAUUCACCUGUUUCUGCCUCUUGAGUUUUGGUAUGAAAGGUGAGUGCCACAUUCAAGUAAGAUUUAAUACCUAAUUUAAAAUAAGCAUCUAGGGGGCUGGAGAGAUGGCUCAGUGGUUAAGAGCAUUGCCUGCUCUUCCAAAGGUCCUGAGUUCAAUUCCCAGCAACCACAUGGUGGCUCACAACCAUCUGUAAUGAGGUCUGGUGCCCUCUUCUGGCCUGCAGGCAUUCACACAGACAGAAUAUUGUAUACAUAAUAAAUAAAUAAUUUUUUUUAAAAAAAAUAAGCAUCUCAUCUCAAUUAGUAUGAAAAUUGGUUUUUAUCUUUAAUAAAUGGUAAUGUUUACUAAAGAUUGGUUUUUAAAUAGAUUUCUUUUUUCAAAUGCUUUAAGAUACAAUUAUUUUGUAUCUCUGUGUGUAAAGAGAGGCAAUGUAGCCAGAAGGUGAUUCACAUACUGUGAAGAGCUGCCAAAUAAAAUUUUGCUUCUGUUGA